CGCCGCCGCCGCGCGCCCCGGAAGCGGAAGCGGAAGCGGCGGCGGCGCUGUGAGGCCGGCAGCAAGGUGACCGGAGCGGGCGGCGGCGGGGCCGGGCCGGGGCCGAGCCAUGGGCAUCCACUUCGGGAACUUGGCGCGGGUGCGGCACGUCAUCACCUACAGCCUCUCGCCCUUCGAGCAGCGCGCCUUCCCCAACGUCCUCUCGCACGGGCUGCCCAACGUGUGGCGGCGCUUCAGCUCCCAGGUCUUCAAGGUGGCGCCCCCCUUUGUGGGAGCCUAUCUCCUUUACUCCUGGGGGACACAAGAGUUUGAGAGACUGAAGAGGAAGAAUCCUGCUGACUAUGAAAACGACCAGUAAACGAGUUAUUAUGGAUAUGUUGCCUCACUGUAUUAUCAAUUUCUUGUUACAAAGUGCGUUCACAUGACUUAAAAAAAGCUAUUAACAGGGAGAUAAGUCUUGUCUAAUAAACUCUGUCCUCCAA
Molecule: messenger RNA, 482 nt
Organism: Dromaius novaehollandiae (emu)
Lineage: Eukaryota; Metazoa; Chordata; Aves; Casuariiformes; Dromaiidae
Product: cytochrome b-c1 complex subunit 8
Exons: 2
Coding region: 110-358 (82 amino acids)
Biological process (GO): mitochondrial electron transport, ubiquinol to cytochrome c
Source: RefSeq, a predicted model, not a curated record